Molecule: messenger RNA, 1938 nt
Organism: Lodderomyces parapsilosis
Lineage: Eukaryota; Fungi; Ascomycota; Pichiomycetes; Serinales; Debaryomycetaceae
Gene: MEA1
Product: Mea1p
Exons: 1
Coding region: 1-1938 (645 amino acids)
Biological process (GO): cellular bud site selection; actin cortical patch localization
Cellular component (GO): plasma membrane; cellular bud neck
Source: RefSeq, a predicted model, not a curated record
AUGCCCAACUUGGAACUUAUCCUAACAGCAGAAUUUCAUAUAGAUAAAGGUCCAUCUUUGGUGUACCAAUAUCCUCAUGAAAUCCCCGGUUUGCAAAAUUUAUAUUUCCUUCCUGAAUUGAUGUUGCCUGAUCAAAUACACAAACGCAGUGAGGAUUAUACCCUUUUCCUACUAUAUCGAAACAUGAUCACUGGUGACUUCCAAUACUUGUACAAUAAAAACACUUGUGAACCAGAUCCGUAUUUCUUGUACACUAUAGUGUUGAAUUUACACAAUGAUGAAUAUAAACGAGGAUCUCAAGUCAAGAGUUUAUCCAUAAUUACCAAAAUCCCCUAUUUCAAGAAUUUCAAACCGGUAUUGAUGAUUUGCUUAGACUCGUAUUUUAAUAAUAAUAAUUUUGACGUUGUUAAGGAGCUUUAUCGCAGCUUGAAUGAAAAAGAUUUCAGUAUGAGUCAUGAUCCAUCCGAUAUUGGAGGCAGCAGCACUGACUUGAGUAUUGUGAAAAAGAUUUUGAUUUCGAGUGUAUUGGAUCUACCCAUUAAUGACAAGAUUUAUUACGAUGAAAGCUUUAGAAAUAAGGUGCUUGGUAUUGGAAAAAAUAGAAUACCCAAUGAUACAUUGUUUAUUCGAAAAGAUUUGAGUUUUAAUUCGAUUGUCAACUUCAACAAGAUGAAUAUCCCCAUCAAAGUGCCACUAUUGAACUUGCCUGAUACAAUUGGGGACUAUUUAAACCCUACCGAUUUGAAUUUUAAACCAAACUUGAUCAAUAUUUUAAACUCGAAGUUAUCAGGGGACCUAUUGAAUAGUGAAAUGACCGUUUAUGGACUACAAACACCACCGAUAAUCAUUUUGAUUAAUGCUGUGUUGACUGGGAAAAAGAUAUUGGUACUCAGUUAUGAUAAUAGUUCUGGUUAUAUCAUUGAUCAUAUACUCUUGAUUUUGAAAAUUGUGACUGGAGGCGGCAUCUUGAGUGGGAUUUUAACCAACUAUAACGUGUUUCCUAUAAUUGAUGUGUCCAAGAUUGAUUUACUUGAACAAUGUGAUAGUUUUAUUGCUGGUACGAUAAACCCAUUUUUCAAGCACAAUGAUAAACUCUGGGAUCUCAUGUAUGAUUUAGAUGCCAAUGAGUUAAUUAUCAGUUCUAAUAUUGCUGAUUCCUCAGCCACUGAAGUUACUUCUGAAUACAAGAAUUCCAUCAUUUCCGAAGAUGCAAGAUUCUUGUCAAGCUUACAAUUGUCAAUUUUCAACUAUAAUGAUGACUUGACGACAAUUCAAUUGAUCUUUCGUCGUCAUAUCAAUGAGAUUGUUCGAAUUUUGCUCAGUUCCAAAAACUUCAAUAGCGAUUUAUUCCCCAGCAAUAAAGAUUUGAUCCUUUUGCUUGAUGGAAUUGGUUAUUUUUGGUCAAGUGAUACGACAAAAUUGUUGGAAAUGUCUUGUUAUCAAUUGAUUUCGAAAAAAUUCCAAGAUUUAUUAUACAUGGGUAAAUUCACUUAUAAUCUUCUUUUACCAAACUUGUCCAAUGAGUUAAAUUUAAUGAUUGAUUUACAUUAUCAUUUGCAAAGCUUGAGCAACAUUUCAGUGGUUAAUACCAAUUCUAAAAUCAAUGAACGUGAAGUUUGGUUCAACAUUUUGAAAUUUUUGAUUUCGGGGAAAUCAUUGGAAAUUUUCCUUUUGACUACAUAUUUGAUUCCACCAAGUAGCUCAACUAGUUUACAAAGCUCCUCGGCUCAUGGUGGAAGCUUGACGAUAUUUGAUAAAAACAAAGGAAUUGAAUUACUUUUGAUCAACCUUUUCAAUUACGAUGAUCAAAUUAAAUCAAAUGUUAUCAUGAUUUUACAAGAAUUGCAAGAUAAUUUCUUGUGUGGUUGGUGUCUUGACUUAUUUUUGAAAAGUAACACAGUUUAUGAGAUUGCGUUUAACGACUUGAUUAAUGAAUGA